This is a messenger RNA of Ipomoea nil (Japanese morning glory), 2645 nucleotides long. Its product is annotated as cation/H(+) antiporter 18-like. The coding region runs from base 126 to 2537 and encodes 803 amino acids. Gene Ontology annotation, biological process: proton transmembrane transport; regulation of pH. The record is from RefSeq and is a predicted model, not a curated record. Gene Ontology annotation, molecular function: antiporter activity. NCBI's taxonomy places the organism in Eukaryota, Viridiplantae, Streptophyta, Magnoliopsida, Solanales, Convolvulaceae. Gene Ontology annotation, cellular component: membrane; endomembrane system. The transcript has 4 exons.
ACCCAAUUAAGUCGGUUACUAAUUCCGCCCGCUUGGUAUUUGUUAUAAUGUUCUUCCCAUUCCAGUGAAUCCUCAGUUCUUCCACUGAUGUGCUCACAGGAGUAGCAGUAAAAUCCACUUUUUAAAUGGCUUCUAAUGGUACCACGCCGCACACGUGCUCAUCUCCGAUGAAGGCUACAUCCAAUGGUGUUUUCCAAGGAGAUAAUCCCCUGGAUUUUGCACUUCCCCUUGCCAUUUUGCAGAUAUGUGUGGUUAUCGUGGUUACAAGAGUUCUAGCAUAUAUGCUGAAGCCGUUACGACAACCACGCGUAAUUGCAGAGAUCAUUGGAGGAGUGUUACUUGGACCAUCAGCUAUUGGUCGAAAUCAAGACUUCCUGCAUGCCCUAUUCCCACCCAAAAGCAUUACUCUCUUGGACACUCUAGCAAAUAUAGGUCUGUUAUUCUUUAUGUUUCUUGCAGGCCUAGAAAUAGAACUUCACUCCUUGCGUCAGACAGGAAAAAAGGCCCUCGGAAUUGCCAUUGCAGGAAUUAGCCUCCCUUUUGCAUUAGGAAUUGUUUCUUCAUUUGUUCUUCUGGAAACAAUAGCUGAGGGUGUAAAUAGAACUUCCUUUCUCAUAUUCAUGGGUGUAGCACUUUCUAUAACUGCAUUCCCCGUUUUAGCACGAAUCUUGGCUGAACUGAAGCUUUUAACAACUGAUGUUGGGAGAACUGCAAUGUCUGCAGCAGCAGUUAAUGAUGUGGCUGCAUGGAUUCUGCUUGCACUAGCAAUUGCAUUAUCUGGUGACAACCUCACUCCUGCUGUCUCGGUUUGGGUUUUCCUUAGCGGGUGUGGGUUUGUCAUCUUUUCAAGUCUUAUUGUCCCACCAGUUUUUAAAUGGCUGUCUCGAUGUUGCCACGAAGGACAGCCCAUCGAUGAGAUUUAUGUAUGUGGCACAUUAGCUGCAGUACUUGCAGCUGGAUUUGUUACUGAUACAAUUGGAAUUCAUGCAAUGUUUGGGGCAUUUGUGAUAGGCGUUCUUGUGCCAAAAGAGGGGCCAUUUGCUGGUGCACUUGUCGAGAAAGUUGAGGAUCUUGUUUCUGGUCUUUUCCUCCCACUGUACUUUGUUUCAAGUGGAUUGAAAACAAAUGUAGCUACAAUCAAAGGAAUUCAGUCAUGGGGUCUACUAGUUUUGGUUAUAUUCACUGCAUGCUUUGGGAAGAUUGUUGGCACUUUUUUAGUUUCCCUUCUCUUCAAAAUGCCCAAAAGUGAAGCCCUUACCCUUGGUUUUCUGAUGAACACUAAAGGAUUGGUGGAACUGAUUGUUCUUAACAUUGGCAAAGAUAGAAAGGUUUUGAAUGACCAGACAUUUGCCAUUAUGGUGCUGAUGGCUCUUUUCACAACUUUUAUUACAACACCUUUAGUUGUGGCGGUGUAUAAACCUUCAAAAAUGGCGAGCAGUGAUAGCUAUAAACACAGAACGAUAGAAAGGAGAAAUCCAAAUACUCAACUCCGAAUCUUGGCUUGUUUCCAUAGCUCAAGAAAUAUCCCAUCUAUGAUAAACCUACUAGAGUCUUCCCGUGGGACUGAGAAGCAAGAUGGGCUUCUUGUAUAUGCUUUGCAUCUCAUGGAGCUCUCUGAAAGAUCAUCAGCUAUCUUAAUGGUACACAAGGCCCGUAGGAAUGGCUUGCCGUUUUGGAAUAAGGGCAUAAGGUCAGAUGCUAAUCAGGUUGUUGUGGCCUUCGAGGCUUUCCAGCAAUUAAGCCGGGUCUCUGUGCGACCAAUGACUUCUAUUUCUUCAUUUUCUGAUAUGCACGAAGAUAUUUGCACAACCGCUGAGAGGAAAAGAGCAGCUAUAAUAAUUUUACCAUUUCACAAGCAUCAGAAAUAUGAUGGCUCAUUUGAGACAACUCGAGCAGAUUUUCAGUGGGUGAACAAGAGAGUUCUUGAGCAAGCUCCAUGCUCGGUGGGGAUCUUUGUUGAUCGUGGGCUUGGUGGCAGCUCUCAAGUAGCAGCAAGUAAUGUUUCCUAUCAGAUAACGGUUCUGUUUUUUGGGGGUGGUGACGAUCGUGAGGCGCUUGCUUAUGGAGCUCGAUUAGCUGAGCAUCCCGGGAUCAGUACGACCGUUGUCUGCUUCUCUCCAAAACACGAGCCAACCGGAGAAAUAACAACAGUCGAUAUGGAUACAACCUCUCCUGGCUUACAAAUUUCUGCUGAUGGUGAGGCCCUUGCUGAUCUUAAGCAGAGAACAUCUCAUGAUGAUUCUGUCAAAUUCGAGGAGAAAACGGUUUGUAACAAGGAAGAAAUAACUGCUGUCAUCCGCGGUCACAGCCGCUGCAACAUGUUUUUGGUUGGUCGAAUGCCCGAUGGUGAAUUGGCGUUGGCACUGAACCAGAUGAGUGAAUACCCUGAGCUUGGGCCAAUUGGUAGUUGUCUGGUUUCACCAGAUUUCCCUAUGGUAGCCUCAGUCCUGGUGUUGCAACAACACAACAAUCAGACAUCCCCAGAUUUGAGACCAGAAGGCGGGGGCGAGGAGUUAGCUUCCUCUGAUGCCCUGUAAACAUACGGCUAACCAUCACAUCACCCCUUGUUCAUCAUGGCAAUGGGACAUGUUUUCUGUAAGUUUGAUUUUGGUUUUCUAAUAAAGUGGUUGUUUAAUGUUGCCUUA